AUGCAUGAGAGGUCGCCGGGGCCAUCGCUAGCCGCCACGCGCCUCCCCUCCCCCGCCUCCCUGCUCCUGCUCCUGCUCCUCUCGCUGUCCCUGCUCGCCGGGCGGUCGCACGGCUGGUGGUGCCGCGAGGACGACGAGGGGUGCUCCCUGAUGGGGUUCAGGGGCGACGACUUGCCGGUCACCGGUGGCGGUAUCAGUGAAAAAGGCAGGUUCAGUUAUGGGUUUGCAAGCUGUGCUGGGAAAAGGGCAUCUAUGGAGGAUUUCUACGAGACAAGAGUGGAUGAUGUUGAUGGAGAGACUGUUGGGUUGUUUGGCGUAUUUGAUGGUCACGGCGGAGCUCGAGCAGCUGAAUAUGUGAAGAAGCACCUUUUCAGCAAUUUAAUCAAGCAUCCGAAAUUCAUGACAGAUACAAAGGCUGCUAUUGCUGAAACAUUCAAUCAUACCGAUUCAGAGUUCCUGAAAGCUGAUAGUAGCCACACCAGAGAUGCUGGCUCAACUGCCUCAACAGCUAUUCUUGUCGGUGGUCGCUUGGUGGUUGCAAAUGUUGGUGAUUCUAGAGCUGUUGUUUCUAAAGGAGGGAAGGCUAUUGCGGUUUCCAGGGAUCACAAACCUGACCAGACAGACGAGAGACAGAGAAUUGAGGAAGCUGGAGGCUUUGUGAUGUGGGCUGGGACAUGGCGUGUUGGUGGUGUUCUUGCUGUUUCUCGAGCAUUUGGUGACAAACUUUUAAAGCAGUAUGUUGUCGCUGAUCCAGAGAUCAAGGAGGAGGUAGUUGACAGCUCACUUGAAUUCCUUAUCCUUGCUAGUGAUGGGCUAUGGGAUGUUGUAACUAACGAUGAAGCUGUUGCCAUGGUCAAGCCAAUAGAAGAUCCUGAGCAAGCGGCGAAGGGACUACUUCAAGAAGCUUCUCAAAGGGGCAGUGCUGACAACAUCACUGUCGUCAUUGUUCGCUUCUUGGACGGAACGACGACGUCUGCCGGAGAUGGACCAAGUGAGGAGGUCGCCAAGGACCAAAGUGAGGAGGCCGCCAAGGACCAAUCUUCAUAG
Triticum turgidum subsp. durum (durum wheat) is the source of this 1047-nucleotide messenger RNA. Lineage: Eukaryota; Viridiplantae; Streptophyta; Magnoliopsida; Poales; Poaceae. The record is from the annotation of a GenBank genome assembly.